GAGGGAGGGAGGAGGAGGAGGAGGAGAAGAAGCGGCGAUGGGCUCGGAGGCGCCUCGCUUGGCCCGGCAGCUCUUCCUGCGCGGCUUGGCCGCCGCCUUCCUGGCCGCCUUCGCCUCGCUUUACGUCCAGCUGCCCGGCCUCUACGGAAGAGAUGGCAUCCUGCCCGCCCGGAAGAUGCUCCGUUUCACCGGCAAAGACUUCUGGCAGCAGCUGCGGGACUCCCCGACUCUGCUGUGGCUGGGCCCCCACCUGGGGCUGGACACGGAGCAGGGCCUGGAGCUGCUGUGCCUGAUGGGCACGCUGCUCUCCUUUGGGGCCCUGGUGCUGGAGCCCCUGCGGGACAGCCUGGUCUUCCUCGCCCUCUGGGGCCUCUACCUCUCCGUCUACCAGGUGGGACAGGUGUUCCUCUACUUCCAAUGGGAUAGCCUUUUGCUGGAGACGGGCUUCCUGGCUGUGCUGGUGGCUCCCAUGCAUCUGCUGAAGUGGCGCUCCACAACCUGGCGGGCACAUGAUGGGGUGACCUUUUGGCUGGUGCGCUGGUUGCUCUUCCGUUUAAUGUUCGCGUCCGGGGUGGUGAAGCUGACCAGCCGUUGCCCCACCUGGUGGGGGCUGACAGCCUUGACCUACCACUACGAGACCCAGUGCAUCCCCACGCCCAGCGCCUGGUUUGCCCACCAGAUGCCCAUCUGGUUGCAGAAGCUCAGCGUGGUGGGCACCUACGUGAUUGAGAUCGCCAUCCCCCCGCUCUUCUUCGUGCCGCUGCGACGUCUCCGGCUCUUUGCCUUCUACAGCCAGGUCCUCCUGCAGGCCCUCAUCAUCCUCACCGGCAACUACAAUUUCUUCAACCUGCUGACGGUCGUCCUGAGCUUCUCCCUGCUGGACGAUGAGCACCUGGGGCUGUGGCUGGGCCAGGGGCGGAAGAGGGCCAGUGGCGGCUGGGCCUGGCGACUGCCCCCCCUACUGGCAGAGCUGGCUGUUUACGGCCUCCUGACCUUCUGGACCAGCCGUUACUUCGGGCUGACCAUCAACUGGGAGAAGGGAAUCCUUGAAUCCAAGACAGCCUUCACCUACCACGAGUUCACGCAGUGGCUGAAGACGGUGACCCUCCCUCUGGUGGCCCUGGGGCUCCUCUCCUUGCUGUGGGAGAUCCUUCAGGCUGGAUACAGGAGUGCCUGCAUCCGGGGCUUUUUCUGGAAGCUCUGGGCUGUGGUGCAGUGGGCCGUUUUCGCCACGGCUGCCCUGGGGAUGUUCACUAUCAGCCUGGUCCCCUUCACGUACAUUGAGUAUGAGUCCAACGGGAAGCUGUGGGCGGGUAUCCAUCAGGCCUUUGGGGCUGUGGAUCAGUACCAGCUGGCCAAUUCCUAUGGACUCUUCCGCCGAAUGACGGGCGUGGGUGGGCGGCCAGAGGUGGUGCUGGAAGGCAGCUAUGACAAGGAAACGUGGACGGAGAUCCAGUUCAUGUACAAGCCGGGCAACGUCAGCGCUGCGCCCCCCCUGGUGGCCCCCCACCAGCCCCGCCUGGACUGGCAGAUGUGGUUCGCUGCUCUGGGCCAUCACAGCCACAGUCCCUGGUUCCCCAGCCUCCUCCACCGGCUCCUGCAGGGCAAGAAGGAAGGUGAGCCUGGGGAAUCAAUCCCUCCCUCCCUCCCUCCUCCCUUCCUUCCAGCGCAGCUGUACAAAUACUGGUUCACGGAGGCCGAGAUGGACGGGACCCUCCCUCAGAAAUGGUGGCGUCGUCGAUGGAUGGAGGAAUUCUACCCAGUGGUCUUUCUGGGCGACCCCAACUUAGAAGCCCAGCUGGCCCAGCACGGGCUCAAGGACAAGCCCCCCGUCAAGCGCCCCCCAGAGGCUCUCCUGCCCAGCCUGCUGCAGCGGGUUCGAGUCCAGCUCCAGCCGUACACCGGCCCGGCCGUCAUCUGGUCCCUCUACCUGACCGCAGCGGCCGUGGGCAUCCUGCGAGGACUGGGGGCCCGUCUGCCGGCCGGAGGGCUCCCCACGGGAGGCAAGCAGAAGCCGAGCCGGCUGGCUGACGCCGUGGCCGAUCCUGGCGGUGGCGGAGACCAGCCGGGCGCAGAGAAGAACGGGCAGCUGCGGAGGAAGGAGGAGAAGGGCCGGCCGGCCGGAGAGGCCCCCACCAAUGGGCUGCGGCACACGAAGAAGAAGAAAUAAGUUGGGGGGCCCCGGCAGCACUGGGACACCCCCCCCCUCUCCAAACCCGGCCUCUGCGAGACACCAGGCAGGACAUGAGCAGGGGGGGAGGGAGCCUUUGACACCCGACGGACUCGGUCGCCUCCCCUUCUCCCGCCACACAAACACACACUCACGCACGCAUGCGAGCUGUGGGAGGGGAAUCCCCCAACCCACCCACCUACCUGAAGGUCCUCCCUGUUGCAUCGAGGGAGGGGCAAGGCUGCUGCCUCCUCCGAGCCCACUUGCUCUUCUCAGCCUCCUGCUCUGUGGCCCCCUCCUCGCUCUGCGACGCCCCGGGGCAGGUGGCUCUCUCUGGUCAGCUGGGAGCAGCCGGGGUCUCUUACGAGGGUCUCCUGUGUUUGGGGACUGGGGGGCAGGGGGUUGCAUCCCUUUGGAUUCUUUGGGGGUCCCCAGGGAAGGUUCUGUCCUUCCUGGGAGAGUGAGAUCUUCGGCAGAGGGUGCUGGGAGGCCCUCCAUUCCUCCCUUCCCUUUCUCUCCCCCCCAUCCUUCCUCUCUCUUCCUUCUUCCCCUCCUCCCUUCCCUUCU
Thamnophis elegans (Western terrestrial garter snake) is the source of this 2737-nucleotide messenger RNA. It is a transcript of the gene LMF2, whose product is annotated as lipase maturation factor 2. NCBI's taxonomy places the organism in Eukaryota, Metazoa, Chordata, Lepidosauria, Squamata, Natricidae. Bases 38 to 2170 code for a protein of 710 amino acids. The transcript is spliced from 14 exons. Gene Ontology annotation, biological process: protein maturation. The record is from RefSeq and is a predicted model, not a curated record. Gene Ontology annotation, cellular component: endoplasmic reticulum membrane.